CUCUCUCUCUCCAAACAAUUCACAAUAGUGGGGAUACUGACAAGUGUCUGAGAAGAAGUUUCUCUCCGGAAUUUCCUCCAAAGACUCUGCUUUACAGAUCUGUUUUCUCUCCUCUCUUUACAGCAACAAGGCAAAAAGGAAACAAAGAACAGAAAUUUGUCAGAUUGAAGGAAAAAGAUUAUCCAUCCGGUGAAGAUAAUGGAGGGACAAUAUGGGAUUCCAGAGGAAAAUGAUCAAAUAUUUCCACCCGCAGAUGUGGACAAAGAAUUGAAUCCUGGCCGCAACAAGAGUUUCGAUGUUGAUCCUGUCUCUUCCCAAGUUGCUGCCUCAAAAGAGAAUAAGGAACAAGCUGAAGCAGCCAGAACUCAGAAGGAAAGGGAAAAGAGGGAUGCACUUCAAACCCUCAAGUCUGCCCUAAUUAUUUCAGGGAUUGUUGUUGCAGUGGCUGGGGCAGUAUUUGCCAUAACCAAGAAACUAAAGGAGAAAUGAAGCUUAUUUAAUUGUGGGAUUUUUAUCAAUAUCCCCAGCCAUUAAUUUUCCUUUAUAAUAAUUCUCCUUCUCUGUUA
Rhododendron vialii is the source of this 566-nucleotide messenger RNA. RefSeq lists its product as uncharacterized. The transcript is spliced from 2 exons. The coding region runs from base 199 to 489 and encodes 96 amino acids. The record is from RefSeq and is a predicted model, not a curated record. NCBI's taxonomy places the organism in Eukaryota, Viridiplantae, Streptophyta, Magnoliopsida, Ericales, Ericaceae.